Molecule: messenger RNA, 927 nt
Organism: Penicillium maclennaniae
Lineage: Eukaryota; Fungi; Ascomycota; Eurotiomycetes; Eurotiales; Aspergillaceae
Exons: 2
Coding region: 1-927 (308 amino acids)
Source: RefSeq, a predicted model, not a curated record
AUGAAGUUGCAAUAUUUCAUUCACGGCCUGUGCCUUCUUCAGGCUGUCGAGGCACAGACGGCCAAAGACCAUUUCGAUGCAGUAUGCGACUCUCAAAGCGAGCAAUCCCUGACUCUAGGCAGCGGAGAACAAUUUACUUAUAUCUGUGUAAUGACCGCAAGAGAAGGCCACAGCAGUAUCAUUGACACCCUUGAGAUUAUCGGAUCUAGCGGUGCUUGUGCUGAGUCCUGUGCCGCCGUUGCUGAAUGCAAAGGAAGCACUUGGAACCACGUUUUGGGAUCCUGUGUGCUCUUCAAAAACGCCGAAGAUCUGGAAAAGCAGAAAAAGAGGGCUUUUCUUGCGUCGGGGUGUGAGGAGGCAGAGGUUGUACUGGAAGACGAUCUCAUUUCCUGCAAACUCGCCCAUACUUCAUCAGAGAAGGCGCAAACCGAUCUGAAAGAAACACUCGAAGCUUGUGAGUUUGAAAGGGAUUUUCUUGAAUCCAAUACGGCACCCGCACAGGACUGCGAGAAAGCGAAUACCCAAAUCGAAGAUCUCAAGCAAGAGCUGGAGCAGUGCAAGUCUGCUACUUUGUCUAGCGCCCUUGAUCUACAUGAAUGCCAGAGCGCAGCUGCUUCUGGUGCCCUUGAAUUGCAGCAAUGCAACGCUGCUGCUUCUAGCUCUGGACUCCCUGCAUUCAAAGAUUGCAAUACGGGUGGUGAUGGACAAAUUGUCAAAAUCGGGAACAGGAAUUUGAAGCAGAGGUGCAAUGCACUGAUGUGGAAGAGUCAGAUGAGCCUUAGAAGGGUUAUGCAGCCGGGCCUCAAUCGAUUGGAGUGUGCCCUGAUUUGCGCCCUUGAUGCCGGGUGCCAGAGUGUUUACUUCGUUCAGUCGACGUCCACAGUUGGUGAAUGUCAGUUGCAGCAGCAAAAUAUCGAGUCUCGAUAG